Chelonia mydas (Green sea turtle) is the source of this 1910-nucleotide messenger RNA. RefSeq names its product oligosaccharyltransferase complex non-catalytic subunit (gene OSTC). The record is from RefSeq and is a predicted model, not a curated record. Gene Ontology annotation, cellular component: oligosaccharyltransferase complex. The transcript is spliced from 4 exons. NCBI's taxonomy places the organism in Eukaryota, Metazoa, Chordata, Testudines, Cheloniidae. The coding region runs from base 816 to 1265 and encodes 149 amino acids.
AGUGCCACACCGGCUUGGCAGUUGGCAUCCAGCUCUUCUGCGGUCUAGCGAUAAGAAAGACCCACACAGAUUUUGCACCCUGGGAAGUUCACACGCUCCUCGACAGAGGCGACCCACCUGGGCGUGCAACGGCUACGCUCGGGAGAGGACGGGCGGGUAGAAGGGAGACCGUGCUGCCCUCUCACCACGCAAGAGGGUUCCGCUUUUUGCUGGACUGGCCGAUCCGAGGCCGAACCCAGAGGCAGAGCCCUGCGCUCUGUUGCUGGGGGAAGGCACACGCUGAACAGACUUAACGCACCGCCCCCCACGUGCUGCCCGGCCGGUGCCGCAACGGUAACGGGCGAUUACGAGCUAUAGCCCGGCGACGGCACCCCCCCGGCAAGGUUCCGCAUUGUGGGCGGAGCCUCCUGCUCUGUGGGCGGGGCUUCGGGUGGCCAGUCCCGCCCGAGACUCUCUCAGUUGCCGUGUCUAGGCCACGUCAGGUGCUGCUAGGAUCUGGCAGGUGUGUAGUACUGAUAUUUCCCAGACACGUAUAGUCGGCUUGAAACUCCAGAGUUUGGCGGUGUUUUAAUGCCUUGAGAUUUCGUAGCUCGAGUUUUUCUCCAGGUGACCUUUACCAUGCUCAAUUUUGCACUUUUUCGCCCUAUUCUUAUCACCUUCCAGGACCCCGCCGUUGCCCUGCGUUCCCUCUCUAGUUGGCUUCCGCUUCCGCAUUCGUGUAGAGUGACGGUGGCGGCGGCGGGUCAAGGCGGGGCAGACGGCCGCGGUGGUGCUGGGUCUGAUUAGCCUUCCGUGGAGGUGGCUGGGUUGCCAUCAUGGAGACGCUCUACCGGGUGCCGUUCGCGGUGCUCCAGUGCCCCAACAUCAAGCUGAAGCGGCCGAGCUGGGUGCACACGCCCUCGGCUAUGACCGUCUACGCGCUGGUGGUGGUGUCCUACUUCCUCAUCACCGGAGGAAUAAUCUAUGAUGUGAUUGUAGAACCUCCCAGUGUUGGGUCUAUGACAGAUGAACAUGGACAUCAGAGACCAGUGGCCUUCUUGGCAUACAGAGUAAAUGGACAGUAUAUUAUGGAAGGACUCGCAUCCAGCUUCCUCUUCACAAUGGGAGGCUUAGGCUUCAUAAUUCUGGACCGAUCCAAUGCACCAAAUAUCCCAAAGCUCAAUAGAUUUCUGUUGCUUUUUAUUGGAUUUGUCAGCGUCCUGUUGAGCUUCUUCAUGGCAAGAGUUUUCAUGCGGAUGAAAUUGCCGGGAUACUUGAUGGGUUAGUGCCUUGUGUGAUAUAUGCAAGCACAAAAUGGAUUUGCUUCUCUUCAUGAAGAGCUUAAAAACAAGCAAUCUAUUAAAAAAAAAAAAAUACUGUCCACCACAAGAAGACACAAGAAAGGUCUAGUUAUGCGAAUCAGCAAGUGCAAGAAGUGCUUCCAACUGUCUCCUUUCAUUAAUAAAAACCGUCAUUACCCGUGGUUGGUGUAUUUUUAAAACAGGGUUUUAUCACUUGUCUAUUUCUAUCUUUAAAAAAGAAAAAGUUACUGAACUGUUACAAAUUCAUACCUAAAGUUAAGUAUCUUGAAACAAUUCACUAUAAAAUGUAAAACUGUUGUUUUUCCCCUUAACCUGACUGAGGUAUUGGGCAGAUGUUUUACAAUUCCUGAUUUUAAAGUGUGCAGCACUCUGGCCUUUAUUCUGUGGCCUGCCCCGUACCACGUUUAUACCUGGAGAGAAGUCUUUUGGUGAUACUUUACUAUCAAACACACUGUGUCUAGUGAAGUUAUUUCUAAGGCACCUGUUGCCUUGAUAUUCAUGGCAACACAUUAACAAAUCCAGAUGUACACUGGAUACAACACUGUGUGAGUGCAUUUCUUUUUGGAAGAGUGUAUGAAAGGAGCCAAAUUAAACAUGUUUUCUACUAAA